Messenger RNA from Amaranthus tricolor (Joseph's coat), 840 nucleotides. Its product is annotated as 60S ribosomal protein L21-1. NCBI's taxonomy places the organism in Eukaryota, Viridiplantae, Streptophyta, Magnoliopsida, Caryophyllales, Amaranthaceae. The record is from RefSeq and is a predicted model, not a curated record. The coding region runs from base 104 to 598 and encodes 164 amino acids. The transcript has 2 exons. Gene Ontology annotation, cellular component: ribosome; cytosolic large ribosomal subunit. Gene Ontology annotation, biological process: translation. Gene Ontology annotation, molecular function: structural constituent of ribosome.
UGUAUAAAAUUAGCCCUAAUUGCUUCAAACAAAAACCCUAGUCCAUUUCCCCUUUUCAUUCCUUCUUUGCGGCAGCCAUUACAGAGAGAGAAAGAGAAGAAAAAUGCCGGCAGGUCACGGAUUGAGAGCUAGAACUAGGGAUCUCUUCGCUAGGGGAUUCAGGAAGAAGGGUACUAUCCCAAUCUCCACUUAUCUCAGAACUUUUCACAUUGGACAGUAUGUGGACAUUAAGGUAAACGGCGCCAUUCACAAGGGUAUGCCACACAAAUUUUACCAUGGUCGUACUGGCCGUGUCUGGAAUGUCACUAAGCGUGCCAUCGGUGUUGAGGUCAACAAGCAGGUUGGCAACAGAAUCAUUGCAAAGAGACUUCAUGUCCGCAUCGAGCACGUUCAAUCUUCUAGAUGCCAAGAGGAUUUCAAGCAAAGGGUAAAGAAGAACGAUGAGCUUAAGGCUGCUGCAAAGGCCAGAGGUGAAGUAAUCAGCACCAAGAGGCAACCCAAGGGUCCUAAGCCAGGGUUCUUGGUCGAGGGUGCCACCAUUGAGACUGUUACACCAAUUCCCUAUGAUGUUACUAAUGAUCUUAAGGGAGGAUAUUAGAAGGUCUUGCCUAUUGUGUUCUUGCUUGUUAUCAAAUGUUUUGGUUGUGGUUGUUAAGUUUUGAAGACUGAACCUAUUUUUGUCUUUGCUUAGAAAGAUGGAUGACUCAAUGGUAAUGGCAUUAGAUACUGCUUCAGUACACCAUCUCAAAGUGACUAGGUUUAUUUUGUUUUUAACGAUUGAAAGUUUAUAUUAUAUGCUUGAUAUGAAAUGUCAUGUAGAUUGAAGAGGCGAUUUGGAAC